AGAGCAUCAUGGGAGUAAUUCCUCGUAUCAAAGGGUAGCAUUUGUUGUUGGUUUCGGCCAUUGAAGUAUUACUGGGCUAGGAGAGACGGGAAUGAUUUUGCAUGUUGGGUCAGUGCAAUUUAUUCAACUGAACCUGUGAAAUGUAACAGACUCGAAUAGACCAUCAGUGAAAGUAAGUGUGCAAAAUGGAUGAAGGGACAGAGGACCUCUCUGAGACACAACCACUAAGAAGUCUGGCAGACCAAAGUGCUGAGCUACCAGAUGAUCCUCAAAGUGGACCCUCUGCCAAUAUAUUAAAAUCCAAGGCAUCUCUCCCUUCUUGCUCCCCUGCCCCGGGUUCAGCAGUUUCUGCCCUGCAGUCUAAAGUCAAAGCAGUGUCCCAGAGAAAGUUAAAAGGGGCGGAGAGAGAUGAUCUAAUACCCGAGGGCUCAGCAGAAGAAUCACUGAAGAAAACUCAAGAUGAUGAAGCGCUGUCUACUUGUCAAACAGAAUACACUGAGCAGAGCAAUAAGCCAAUGGCUGGCAAUACAAAAGUGCAGGAACCCAACUCUGGGAUGCAAGGAGAAAAAGAGACUGCCAACAAAAGUGGGAAAGACAGUCCAUCUCAAGGUGCAGCAGAAAUGCCCCGUGGGCUUUGUGAAGGGUCUAGCCUGGAGAAUAUUGCAGUGGGUGUAGCUGGUGAGCCUCAAAGAGGCAUUGCAAUCAAGUCAACAACGUCUUCUCCCAGGCACUGGGCUCCUCCCAAGGGCUUCUGGCGAGUGGCACGACCAGAGACUUUACUUCUUAAUUCAGAGAGUUCCUCCACACUGGCGACUCCAAAGGAUGUGCCACCCACAACUGAGGAGGGUCUGAAACGGAAGCCAAAACUAAAGACUGUGGGUGUUGUUGUUCACAAGGAACUGCAAAGGACUGACAGCUUGGAAAGUGCUUUUCGUAGGUAUCUCCAGAAGGAGACUGCAACAGCAGAUCCAACUGGUGGGCUGUGGAAGGCAGACAGUUGGGAGACUGUGUGCACCAGGGGAGGGUCUUUGUCUGUUGCAGAGAAAGUCGAGAUGAACAAGACAGACCUGAACGAAUACCAAGCUGAUGCUAUUGAGAUCAAUCCUUCCAUGCAUCCAGAGGGGCAGUAUCAACCACCAAAGGAGCCACACAGAGAUUUACCUCCCUACAAAGUAGGUGAAUGGGACUCAGCGAUCGUCACAAGGGACCCUGUGUUUAACUAUAGACCUCUGAUCUCCACUGCUGAAGUUACUCUUAGUCCACGACAUGAACAAGCCAAGCGUCUGUUGGAAAGAGCUCGAUUCAAAGCACGUUCUCAAACCUCUGAGAGUGAAACCGCCACCUGCCUUGGUCAAAGAAAGGGCCUGGAAGCUUUACCAAUCAGUGUGUCAUCUGCGCUGCACAGUGCUGUUCUUGUCACGGCUCAAAAGGAGGUUACUUCACCUCUUCAGUCACCGGAUGUCCGGGGCAGGAGUCAUGAACGUGGGGUGCGCUCACGCCGGUAUGGCCAAUCGCCCACGCGAGUACGUUUCGAAGAUGAAUCGGAAAAGGAGGCUAAGCGGCGAUACCUGGAGCGGGUGCGUGAACGCGGGCCAGUGGUGGCUGAGAAAUCCCACUCAACCCAACAGCUGAAGGUAGAUCACAUUCCAGAGGAAGGCAGGGGGGCAGCAAUAAACUGGGUAAAUGUUGGAAUCCCUGUCGCGAUAUUAACCAAGGAGGGAGAGUGUCUGGCUGCCAUGGUGUCAAAUGAUGAAAUGCUCAGGAAAUGUGAAGCCUGUGGAAGCAUCUUGGGACCUGCCCAAAACAAAGAUUGCCAUUCCCAGCCAACACAUAGUAUAGUAGAUUCUCAGGAGAAGGCUGCCCCUCGGUGGGUGACCCCUGGCCAGCCGUGUCACCGAAGCAUCCACCCGACCUUCAUGGAAAGUUUAACUUUCACAGGAGGUGUCAGCCUGGCAGAAAAUAUAGGACGGGGAGAUGUAGGAGGUGCAGGCGAGAACACGUCAGCUUUUGGGAAGCUUCGAAGAAGGAGCAGGAAAGGAGAAAGCAGAGUUGAAAGCGGCAACGGUCCAUAUGCUCGAAGUCAGGAUCUAUGGGCUCAGAGAAGGAACUCCAAAACCAGAUCAAGCCUGGAAGAUAAAACUACUCGCUCUAAACUAAAUACGCCUGAACAAGGUGCGACAGAAACCUCUACUGACCUUGAGAAUAAGGAUCUCUCUAGCAAUGUCAAGGACUCUCCCCCCCAUCUUCCCAUCAAAUCGGCUCUGAAAUCAAGUUCCAAGAGUCGGCCGACAGGGCAACGGGUGGUCAAGCUAAUGCCCUCGGUUCAGUACCGCCUAAUUCAUCUUGACCACAAGCUAGAUGGGAGCUCUCACCAUGACACCAUACUGCCUGAAGAGCACCUCAGUGUCACUCUCAGUGCCUCCCCUCAGGUUUAUCCAGUCACCUCAGGACUGACUUCUUGCAACAGACCAUCUUCUCUCAGGUAUUCCUCAUCUAUGCUGACCACAGACCUCCAGGCUCUAGCAAUAUGGGACUCUGCAGGUGACCUAGUCACAGGUCAUUUGGCAGGUGAGGGUGUCUGCAGAGAUCCCAGAAGCUCAUGCACAGCACCUGUUCCCCCAGAUUGUUGCCCAGCUUUGAGAGCUAUGGGUACAUCCAAAGCAGAAGACCUGAGGGCAGAACUUCUGAGAGCAGAGCACCGAAAGGCUGAAAUACACUGGGAUGACAGUUUAGCUGUGUCUAGGAGAGCUGGGGAGCGAGAAGGCCGUCCUAAGCUAUCCCUCCGUCGCUUUUUCUCAGCCAUGGGACUGAACAGUAUGGGUAAGCUGGUGAAGGGAAGCCGGUCCAACAGCAUGGAGCACCUGUGUUCCCCCACUGCCCGCUACAGUUCUGCCUCCCCAAGUCCUACACACAGAGGCCUAGUCCCUCUGAAGAGGACCCCCUCUCUCCAGUCUCUCCACACAGAGUCUCCUUUGGCUCAGUUACGGAAGGCAUCUUCUGUCCAGAGUCUACAGUCCCCAAAGAGGAAGUUUGAACGUUCCACUAUUUUAGGAGAGUUACCGCUGCCUCUGAGUUUGGGACCAAGGGAGCUUCAGAAGGAAGUGAACUUAGAGGAGUCACUAGAGGAUUCUCGAGGAGCCGGUCCACUAGGGCGGCUGGUGCAGGCCUUUCCUGACGGGACUUUACUCAUAGAACUUACCAGACCAGCCAACAAUAGACCUUUUGGCUUCGUCAUCUCCAGGGGCAAAGGAAGACCUGACUCAGGUAUUUACGUGGAACGGGUCGGAGACAGUGCCACGGAGAACAUCUACACUGGACUCCUGAGCGUUGGAGAUGAGAUUCUAGAAGUCAAUGGGGAAAUCGUAGCUGGACUGACCCUGGAUCAGGUUACACGCCUCAUGACCCGGGAUAGCAAAGCCACGAUCCGGAUUCUGCCACAUUCCUGGGUCAAGCACUGAUGCAAAUCAUGGGCAAAAUAUGAAAGAUGGAAUUAUGAAGAAAAGAUCAUUAAGGAAAGUUGACAAAGCACUUUUAGACAUGUUCUUCUGUCCUGGGUUAGGUAUGCAUUAGAUUGUACGAUGCAUUGUUUCCAGAAAAGUAAGAAAUAAAAGCUUCG
Molecule: messenger RNA, 3616 nt
Organism: Carassius auratus (goldfish)
Lineage: Eukaryota; Metazoa; Chordata; Actinopteri; Cypriniformes; Cyprinidae
Exons: 10
Coding region: 186-3458 (1090 amino acids)
Biological process (GO): centrosome cycle; regulation of cellular localization; establishment or maintenance of cell polarity
Cellular component (GO): cell cortex; nucleus; apical plasma membrane
Molecular function (GO): protein binding
Source: RefSeq, a predicted model, not a curated record